AUGCAUCUCCACAAUCUCGCCGUGGCUGUGGGCGUUCUGGCGUCCGUACCCAUCAGCCACGCCGUCUCGGGGAAGAGCUACACGGGCUGGGACUGCUGCAAGCCUGCCUGCGCCUGGCAGGCGAAUCUUAAAGGCGUGCAAGGCGCGCCUAAAGUGUGCGACAUCAACAACAACCCACUGGCCAGCAGCAACGGGCUCAAGGCCCCCUCGGGGUGCACCACCGGCGGCACGGGCUUCCUCUGCGACUCGUACGUGCCGGUGCCGGUGAGCGACAAGCUGUCGUACGGCUUUGCGACGGUCGGCGACGCGGCCAACUGCUGCAAGUGCUACCAGCUCACGUGGACGAGCGGCGCCGCGCGCGGAAAGCAGAUGGUCGUGCAGGCCCUCAACAGCUUCCCGCCCGGCGCCGACGUCAAGGCCGCCGACCUGGUCAUCCUCACGCCCGGCGGCGGCAGCGGCGGCAACGACGCCGGCUGCCGUAACCAGUAUGGCAAGAACUGGGGCGACAGCGGCGGCGGCGUGAAGACGGGCACCGAGUGCGCCAACCUGCCGCAGAACCUGCAGGGCGGCUGCUACUGGCGCUACAACUGGGCCGGCGGCGCCGUCAACACCUGGGGCAUCGACUACAAGCAGGUCGAUUGCCCUACGCGGCUGACGUCCAUCUCGGGGUGUGCUGCCUGA
Molecule: messenger RNA, 681 nt
Organism: Lasiosphaeria miniovina
Lineage: Eukaryota; Fungi; Ascomycota; Sordariomycetes; Sordariales; Lasiosphaeriaceae
Product: glycoside hydrolase family 45 protein
Exons: 4
Coding region: 1-681 (226 amino acids)
Biological process (GO): carbohydrate metabolic process
Molecular function (GO): cellulase activity
Source: RefSeq, a predicted model, not a curated record